Molecule: messenger RNA, 1788 nt
Organism: Diversispora eburnea
Lineage: Eukaryota; Fungi; Glomeromycota; Glomeromycetes; Diversisporales; Diversisporaceae
Source: the annotation of a GenBank genome assembly
AUGGAGAACAAUCCUGAUUCUAAUUAUCGUGAUUACUGGCCUUCGCUUGCUCAAGAAUCUAAAGAUAAUCAAGAAACUUCAACUCGUGCUUCAGAUUUGGCCACAAAUUUUUUGUCAACUCUAUCCUUGACAACUGACAUAGAAAUGACUUACAUUAAGCGAGAGAAAGAACUCACACCUGAUAAGGCUUUUCGUUCAUAUGACGACCGUUCACUUCAUCGCGAUCGUUCUCCGGAAAGAGUUGAAAGACACCGACCUAUUAAAGAAGAAGAUGACCGUGACCGAAGAGAGAAAAAACGAGAAAAAGAUAGAGGGGAUAGAGAUAGGGAAAGGGAUAAAGAACGCGAUCGAAAUGAUAGAUCUGAGCGUACGGACCGUGGAGAACGAAGACGAGAAAGGGAGCGUAGUCGUGAUAGAUCUCGUCGUGAACGCGAAGAACGUGAAGAAAGAGAAGCACGCAGGUCGCGACGAUCAAGGAAAAGAAGUCGAAGUCUUAGCAUAAGACGGCGAAGUCGUAGUCCAAAACAUCGUUCACGUUCUCGAUCAGUGACUCCUAUCGAUAGGAGGAGGAGAAAAUUAAACAAUUGGGAUGUCGCACCUCCAGGAUAUGAAGGCAUGACAGCUGAACAAGUUAAAGCUACAGGUCAUUUCCCGCUUCCUGGUCAACCUGCCUCAACAAGACCUGUAGCAAUUCCUACUUCUCCUGUAAUACCGGGAAUGGAUCCAUCUAGAGCUGCAAUGAUGAUGGGAAUGACUCAUGAACUACCCCCUCGUCCCAAAGUUAGUCAGGGAGCUGCCGGACCAGUUGCACAGACUGCGUCUUUAGCAAGACAAGCGCGGCGUCUCUACGUUGGAAACAUUCCGUACGGAAUUGACGAAGCCGGAUUAUCGGAAUUUUUCAACUCUACUAUGGUUCAAUUGAAUAUUACAACUGCACCUGGAAAUCCCGUAAUUGCCGUUCAAAUCAAUCAUGAUAAAAACUAUGCAUUUGUCGAGUUUCGUGCACCAGAGGAAGCGACAGCAGCAAUGGCUUUUGAUGGAAUUACUUUUCAGGGUCAAUCUUUAAAAAUUCGACGUCCGAAAGAUUACCAACCACCCCCAGGACAAAAUAUUGAGCCACCACCAAUUCAUGUUCCCGGUGUUGUCUCUACUAAUGUUCCCGAUAGUCCCAAUAAGAUUUUCAUCGGAGGUUUGCCUACUUACCUAAAUGACGAACAAGUUAUGGAACUUUUAAAGUCAUUUGGUGAGCUUAGAGCAUUCAAUUUGGUUAAAGACAGUUUGUCAGGGGUAUCUAAGGGAUUUGCGUUUUGUGAAUAUGUUGAUCCGAGCGUGACCGAUUUGGCUUGUCAAGGUUUAAAUAACAUGGAACUUGGUGAUCGUAAACUUGUUGUUCAACGUGCUAGUGUUGGUUCGGCUAAAAAUGCAGGCGUCGCAAGUGCUUUACCUUCAUCCGUGCUUAUUCCUUCAGGCAAUGGAGAAAUGUUGCCCACCACUGUAUUACAAUUGUUAAAUAUGGUAACUCAAGAAGAAUUAGUAGAUGACGAAGAAUAUGAAGAUAUCGUUGAGGAUGUUCGUGAAGAGUGUUCCAAGUUUGGUCAUGUAGUAGAUAUGAAGAUACCUAGACCGGGAAAGGGACCAGAUACUGGCAUUGGAAAGAUAUUUGUACGUUUUGAUACGAUUGAGCAAGCAGGUGCAGCACUUCGUGCACUUGCCGGACGAAAGUUUGCUGAACGUACUGUUCUCACGUCAUACGUUCCUGAAGAGACAUAUUUUGCAGAAGACUUUUAA